AUGGACUACCGAGUAGGCAAAGAGACUCGAGGCGUCUUUGUAUCCUAUGUACCACCGCCGCGCUUGGCCCGCGCGUCUUUUCAUCGUACCUGCUCGGCCUACAGCACCUUAUCUGCGACGGAUAGGUCCCAGAAGCCCUCUGCCGCAAGAUUCGCAGGCUGUGCUACGCGUCUAUCUACGACCGUCGUCGCACUCGGGUCCCGUAGAGUGUCCGCCGCGACUACGUCUCUCCUCGUCGACGCACCGAGCCUCCUGAGGAAUUCGUUGCAUAGCUCACCUUUCCCCUCCCGUACCCACAUCCGCGCGCUCACUAUUGCUUUCCGUACGAUGCAUGACGCAUCCAGCACGACCGAUGGUCACGUCGCCGGGACUUCGGAGGUGCUGUCGGACGCACGAUCUCAAUCCCCGGGAAGCUCAAAGCCGAAUGUGGUGGCCGCGGCCGAGCAAGCGUACGCUUCUUACAAGAAGACGUGGAACGUGGACCAGCUGAAAACCGCCAUAACGCUAUUACAACAAGCGGUGAACAACGCCCCCGAACCAGACGCGUAUCUGCUAGGCGAGCUAGGGCACUGUCUAGAUCUAUAUUACGAGGCUCGAGGGAACCUUGACGACCUCCAGCGAGCCAUCGCGGCAAAGCAAAGCGCCCUGCAACUCGUCCCAGACGGUCACCCCGACAGGGCUUUGCAUCUGCACAAUCUCAGCGUCUCAUUGCAAAGACGCGUCGAAUCCCUUGGCUCGAGUGACGACCUCGCAAGCGCCAUCGAAAUGCAACUGCGUGCAGUCGACCUUACUCCGGAUGACGAUCCCUACCUGCCAGCGAGGCUUGACGACUUGGGGCACCUCCAGGAUCUACGUUUCCGGCGUUUCGGAGAGCUGGAAGAUCUCGAGAGCGCCAUCUUGAAUUCACAGCGUGCAAACGAGCUGACUCCAGAUGAUCAUCCCGACAAAGCCACCGGGCUGCACAACCUCGCACAGUCCUUGCGCGGACGCUUCGAGCGCCUCGACGACCCCGCCGACCUCGAGCGGGCUAUCACGACGCAACGCCGCGCAGUCAAACUUGCUCCGAACGGCCAUCCCGACCUGUCAAUUCACCUCGAUAACCUCGGCUCUUUGCAGUGGCUGCGUUUCAGACGUUUCGGAGAGCUCGAAGAUGUCGAGAGCGCCAUCUCGAAUGAAGAGCGUGCAAACGAGCUGACCCGUGAUGAUCAUCCCGACAAAGCGAAGCGGCUGCACAACCUCGCAUGGUCCUUACGCAGUCGAUUCGAGCGUCUCGACGACCUUGCCGACCUCGAGCGGGCUAUCAAGACACAAUACCGCGCAAUCGAGCUUACCCCGAAUGACCAUCCCGACCUGGCAAAUCGACUCGGCGACCUCGGCUCUUUGCAGUGGCUUCGUUUCGAACGUUUCGGGGAGCUCGAAGAUAUCGAGAGCGCCAUUUCGAAUGAACAGCGUGCAAACGAGCUGACUCCUGAUGAUCAUCCCAACAAAGCUACAUGGCUGCACAACCUCGCAUCGUCCUUACGCAGUCGCUUUGAGCGUCUCGACGACCCCGCCGACCUCGAGCAGGCUAUCACGAUGCAACGCCGCGUUGUCGAGCUUACCCCGAGUGACCAUCCCGAACUGCCAAAUCGGCUCGACGGCCUUGGCUAUCUGCGACUACUUCGGUUUCGACACUUCGGGGACCUCAAAGACAUUGAAGGUGCCAUUUCGGAGCGGAAACAAGCAGUGAAGCUUGCUGUGGAUGGCCAUCCCCUCAAAGCUACCCUGCUGCGCAAUUUGGCGGUGUCUCUGGAUGAGUACUUUCGCCAAGAUCGGACCAUGGAACAUUUCACAGAAGCACUCUCCUGUUACACGGAAGCUGCCUCUCAGCCGUUGGACUCACCGAACUCGCGUCUUGUAACAGCCAAGUAUGUGGUAAUUUUCCUCGAUAAUAACCCUGGGUUCAGCACAGCCGAGAUGCUAUUACUCGCCCACUCUCGUGUUCUCGAUGUUCUCACCGAGGUCGUUUGGCUCGGAUACAGCAUGCAACGUCGCCUGGAGGAGUCUCGGAAGCUCGGCCAACUUGUCAGCUCUGCCGUGUGUGCUGCCGUCAGAGUCGAUGCUUUGGUAAAAGCCGUGGAAUGGAUGGACGCAGGAAGAACGGUGAUAUGGACGCAGACGAUGUCGUUGCAUAGUCCUCUUCACGAGCUGCAACAGAUCCUGCCGGAUCUCGCGCGAUCUCUCGAAGACGUGCACAAACAGCUGCAGCGUUCUACUCAUUUUUUGUCUCAUAAGCAUGGUGUUCGUGUACACGAGAGCCAUGGCGAUUCAGAGGCGGAUCACCAUCGCGGCUUGGCUAUCAAGUACGGCAGGCUCAUUGCAGAGAUCCGUCAUCAUCCCGGAUUAGAACGCUUCAUGCGUCCUCCUAAACUGUCGACUCUUCUUCCAAUCUGCGCGUAUCUCCGUGGACCCGUCGUGUUCUUGAACAUCGAUCGUUCCCGCUGUGACGCUUUGGUGCUCUUACCGGAUAGGACCAUACGUCCUGUUCCUCUGCCCAACCUUUCCCUCGAUAAAGCAGAGAGGAUACGGACUCAAUGGGUAGCCUAUCUUCAACAACGUGACGUACGCCAGCGCAUGGCCACUUGUGUGAAUCGUAGCUCCGAUGGGACCGGGGCGGCCAUUCGCAUACUGGGCUGUCUAUGGAGGUGGAUUGUACAACCCAUCUUAUCUGCACUGGAGAUCUUAGACCUGCCGAAGGAGGGACGUCUCCCACACAUCACUUGGUGCCCGUCUGGACCGUUAACUCAGUUACCGAUUCACGCCGCGGGUAUAUAUGACGAAGAGUUCGGGCCACACGCGUACGACUUCGUGGUGUCUUCCUACACCCUGUCGCUUUCGACACUCACGCGCAGCAUCAGUGCUCUCGCACAACAGCAUGCUUCGUCGCCGUCGGGUAUCAUAGUGGUCACACAGCCCGAGACGCCGGGGUUGCGGUCUCUGCCCGGUACCACGCUCGAGGGGGAGCGGCUGCGCAACGUCUUUGCUAAUAGGCCGGAAGUCGUCUCCGUCUUGGAUGGGAAGGCGGCAACCACUGUCACAGUGAAAGAGGCGUUGAGUCAGCGACCAUGGUUGCACCUCGCCUGCCACGGAUCGCAGGACAUCACCGACCCGCUCAAGAGCGCAUUCGCUCUCCAAGAUGGUCCACUGUCCCUGCUCGACCUGAUGAACACGACGGCGGACGACGCCGAGCUCGCCUUCCUCUCCGCGUGUCAAACAGCCGUGGGCGACGAGAAGAUCCCCGAGGAGUCGAUGCACCUGGCGGCGGGGAUGCUCGCUGUCGGCUUCAAAGGCGUCAUCGCGACGAUGUGGUCGAUCCGGGAUGACGACGCGCCGCUCGUCGUCGAGGCGUAUUACACGAAGCUUCUCGAGCUUCGCGCGUCCGGAACGCUUGACGCCAGCGAGACUGGUGCGGCCUACGCACUUCAUGAGGCCGCGAAGAUGUUGAGGGAGAAGAUCGGGGAGAAGAAUGUUUUACGGUGGGCGCCGUUCGUGCACUUUGGUGUUUGA
Peniophora sp. CBMAI 1063 is the source of this 3546-nucleotide messenger RNA. The record is from the annotation of a GenBank genome assembly. NCBI's taxonomy places the organism in Eukaryota, Fungi, Basidiomycota, Agaricomycetes, Russulales, Peniophoraceae.